Molecule: messenger RNA, 2334 nt
Organism: Theobroma cacao (cacao)
Lineage: Eukaryota; Viridiplantae; Streptophyta; Magnoliopsida; Malvales; Malvaceae
Product: chromosome transmission fidelity-like protein
Biological process (GO): mitotic sister chromatid cohesion
Cellular component (GO): Ctf18 RFC-like complex
Molecular function (GO): DNA binding
Source: RefSeq, a predicted model, not a curated record
GUAUCUCCAAUUGAAGCACAGCAAGUUUGGCAACACGUGGUUUCUGAGGAAUCCCUUUUGUCUGAAACACUUUCACUCCGUCCAUUUUUGAGGCUUUUGACUCUCCUUCACAGGCACACAAACAUAAAAGAGAAACACCCAUUUUUUUUCUUUUUUUAUUUCCCUUCUUCUUCUUCCCCUGGUUGCUGGCGAGUUGUUACCUGUGAGCUUGAGAUUUGGGAAAAAUGGAGGACCAGACAACUGAUGACUGGCUACCCCCUGGCUGGAAAGUGGAGGUGAGACAGAGGAGGAAUGGUAAAAAGGAUAAGUGUUACUAUGCACCCUGUGGUGAACUUAGAUUCAUUUCCAGGGCGGAGGUGUCUCGCUAUCUUGACAAGUGUGGUUGUAAAACAGAAGAGAAGGAAAAUGGCUCUGGCAAGCAAUCUUCAAAAAAUGUUACAGUUGAGAAGGCUGCAGCAGAAGGGUUACCUCCAGGAUGGAUUAAGGAAAUCAGGAUAACAAAGAGGGCACAUAGAGUCAGAAAAGAUCCUUUUUACACUGAUCCUGUGAGUGGAUAUGUAUUUCGUUCCAUGAAGGAUGCACUUCGCUAUGUUGAAACUGGGGAGCUUGGAAAGCUUGCUUUCAAGCCUAAGGACAAAGGCAGCAAUGAUGAGGACUUGGAAGAAGAUAAUAUCUGUGAACCUGCCCAUGUUGAGAGACAGAAGAUAGAUGUGAACGGAAUAACUGAUGAAACAGAGAGACAGAGUGCAGAACAGGUCUCAAAUUUGAGCGGGAUAACAAAGGAAGAAGAGAUGCUUGCUUCUGCCAGUACUGGAGAACAGAUAUCCCUUUCUAAACAUGCUACUAAUCAGCAUAAAGCUGGAGUAGGUGCUGAAUUGAGCAGUUUGAAACUGUCAGAAGCUAAGGGCUCUGAACAAAUAGGAGGAAAAGAUUCUGAAGAAGGUGUACAUGCCUCAGGCAACGUAGUUGGAGUCCUUUUAGAUAAACAGUCUAGUGAAAAUGGGAUGAUAAAGGAUGAAACUGAAAAAACCCAACAGGGAAGGGGCAAGACCAAGCUUAAAAAGGCAUUUAAUAUUCCUCGACGAGCUUCAAAGCGACUUGCUGGAGUUGCACUUGAUCCAACACCAGAACUAAAAACUGCUAGAGCUCGCCGAUCUUCAUUUAAGCAAUUAAGUGAAGUAAUACCAGAUGCAGCUGAGAGUUCUUCCCCUGGUAGGUGUAUCCAUGGGGCCUCCAAACAGCCUGAUCAACCCGAGUCUGCUCUGGAAACAAGCUGUGACCUGGACUCUCCUAAGAGUAAAGAGCUGAUACUGGCACCGAAUAACAUGCUUUCUUCUGGGGAAAUGUUGACAAUGAAUGGUCAUGUUGGAAAUUUAGAAACUGAGGCUGAUGCAGAUAAUGGUGUUUUGCCUCUGGGGAAUGCAGCUAUUCCAGGAGUACAUUCUGGAAAGGUUGAAAGUGAUGUUAAAGCUAGUGAGGUGCCAGGAUCCCUUGUUGAUAUGCCUCUUGCAGAUUUAUGGACAGAUCCAUGCAUUGCAUUUGCCAUUCAAACUCUCACUGGAAUACCCUGUGAUAAUCCAAAGAUCUCUGAGUUGAACAGUAGUAAAGGUCCAGGUAUUCUGGCUACUCCAGAAGUUCAUGCUGAGAGGAAAGUAAAUGGAAAUGGCAGUGUUGAAAGACAAGGAUGUGGUAUGGAUCUGCCUCUGGCAGACCCAGCUAUUCCAAAAGAACAUGCUGGAAAGGUUGAAAUGGGCCACAAGACUGAUGACAAGCCUGGGUCAUCCCUUGAUACGCCUUUGGCAGAUAUCUGGGCAGACCCUUGCAUUGAGUUUGCAAUAAAAACUCUCACGGGGGCAAUUCCAGUUGAGUACGAUCUGGAGAAUCAGGAUUACUUUCGGCGGCAACCGAGCUCUUCACUGACCCAAUCCAGUAAUCACUUGACCCUGCCAGAUGUUGGUAUAGAUAACUUCUCCCAAACUGAUUUCAUAUGCCAGCAAUACGAUGUUACAGAGAAGGCUAUGUCUAAAGAACAUGCUUUUAUAAAUCCUAUAUUUAAUUAUUCUCACCAUCGCAGUGGAGAGAGGCCAUGAAUGCUGAAGGCUAUCACCAUUUUUGUAUAGUUCAGGAAACUUGCUAGAAAUUAGAAAAGACUACUAACCUUGUAACCCUUCUCUCUAUGGUUCAUUGUUUGGGUACACAUAAUUUUAGAAUGAGGUUUGCCUCAUUAAGCCCACUAGUUAGCUUGGCAGUGUGACACUCUGUGGAAUUUGUAAUCACAUAACUACUAAUUGUAGUGCCGGCAUCGUUUCCAAUGUGCUGCUAUGCUUUCUUGAU